Oppiella nova is the source of this 1006-nucleotide messenger RNA. NCBI's taxonomy places the organism in Eukaryota, Metazoa, Arthropoda, Arachnida, Sarcoptiformes, Oppiidae. The record is from the annotation of a GenBank genome assembly.
UUACAUUUAAGCUAACAAAAUGUGUAAACUGACCUGGAUGGUACUGUUUGCUACCUGCAUCGCAGGUUCCUUACAAUCACCGCAAGGCUUCAAAAAUACCGAUGAAAUGAUUGAUUACAUUAACAGUUUGGACAUCUCAUGGAAGGCUGGCAAAAACUUUAACGACAAAUCGCAAGUCCAUUUGGGUCUCCUGGACAGGCCUGCCUCGUACGUACCGAACCCACCGCCCACUUACGACACCAAUGAGGACAUACCCGAGACGUUUGACUCGAGGGAACAGUGGCCCGACUGCGCCUCCAUUAAGGAGAUCAGAGACCAGGGAUCGUGCGGAUCUUGUUGGGCGUUCGCGGUGGUGGAGGCCAUCUCUGACCGCAUUUGCAUCGCCUCGAAGGGUAAACAACAGGUGGAGGUGUCGGCCGAGGAUAUGCUGGCCUGUAGUGGGGCCGGGGAUUGUGAGUUUGGGGGUAUCAUUGAAAGUGCGUAUGAGUACUACGUCGAGACGGGACUGGUAUCCGGUGGACUGUACAACAGCAAAAAGGGUUGCCAACCGUACACCAUAGCCAGCUGCGAGCACCAUGUAUCCGGACACCUGCCCCCAUGCGGCGAUACAGUGUCAACCCCCUCGUGUAAGCACGCGUGUGAGGCCAGUUACAACCGUACGUACACCGGGGACAAACACAAAGGUAGCAAAACCUAUGGGUUCAGUCGCCAGAAUAAGGAACUCCAGUUGGAUAUUUUGAAAAAUGGCCCGGUAGCUGUUGGAUUUACGGUUUACACCGAUUUCCUGACCUACAAGUCCGGUGUCUACCAUCACGUGACCGGUAAGCAAGAGGGCGGACACGCCGUUAAGAUUAUCGGGUGGGGUGUCGAGGAGGGUGUGGACUACUGGCUGGUGGCUAACUCGUGGAAUGAGGACUGGGGUGACAAAGGGUUGUUCAAGAUUAAGAGGGGUAACAACGAGUGUGCCUUUGAAAGUAGAGUCGUGGCCGGUUUACCAAAACUGUAA